CACUGUAUUAAAAGUGACACCUCGGAGAUAAGUUCAUGGCGGAACCCGUGAAAGAAGCUCCUGUGAAGAGAAAACCUGAACUUGAGUUAGUCGAUGAGGUUGAUAAUCCAAAGAAGAUAAAACCUGAGGUUUCUGGUAAUGAUCCCCCACUCAUUGAAGAAAAAUCUAGCAAAGAUGACUCAGAAGCAGAAGCAAACGGUGAAAACGAUGAAGAUGAUGAUGAUGAUGACGACGACGAAGACGAUGAAAUUGUGGACGAGAACGGUGAGCAUUCCAACGGGAAAUCUGUGAUUGAUAGUAAGGGUAAAGGGAUAAUGGUGGAAGACAAAGGGAAGGGUAAAUUGAAGGUUGAAAACAGAAGUGAAGAUGAUUCCAGUGACGAUGGAAACCCCUCCGACGAGGACACUGACCUUUCCGAUGAUCCGCUUGCUGAAGUCGAUCUAGAAAACAUUAUUCCUUUAAGGACGCGGAGGCGGGUCGCUCAGCCGGGAGCUUAUAUUGUUAACGAUCCCGACGGUGAUGAUGACAGUGACGAUAGUGAUGCCUAAUUUGAACAAGGUCAGUUGGUCUUAGCCACAUUUUAGGUCUUAGAUUUUGGAGUUCAAGAUUGUAAUUUGGAGAUGAAAUUCUACUAAUUCAUUGUCUGGAAUACAAUGUAGUAUGACUUGAGUACAUGAUAUAGCUCAAUUUAAGCGACAUGCUUGGUUUUGUUUAAAUUGGACCAAUUAAUGACCUAACUCUUUGCUUCACAAUUUGCAA
This is a messenger RNA of Telopea speciosissima, 759 nucleotides long. Its product is annotated as histone H2A.Z-specific chaperone CHZ1-like. Bases 36 to 548 code for a protein of 170 amino acids. The record is from RefSeq and is a predicted model, not a curated record. Lineage: Eukaryota; Viridiplantae; Streptophyta; Magnoliopsida; Proteales; Proteaceae. The transcript is spliced from 2 exons.